Pogonomyrmex barbatus (red harvester ant) is the source of this 2694-nucleotide messenger RNA. RefSeq lists its product as uncharacterized. The record is from RefSeq and is a predicted model, not a curated record. NCBI's taxonomy places the organism in Eukaryota, Metazoa, Arthropoda, Insecta, Hymenoptera, Formicidae.
AUGAGUCGUCAUCCGAAAAUCUGUUUAUCAUUGGUCGGCGAUUUUAUUGCUGGUCCCCGGUCGCGCCCCGUUUGUCUCCUGCAUUCCCGUUUGUCGCAUUCGCGGGAUCCGCCACCCCGCGGAGAGCGGAGCGAGAGAGAACGGAACCAGCACGCGGAAUCCGCGCGCGCGGUGCACUCGGCGUAUAAUCGCGUCCGCGCGCAUAAUCCGAACCGGUCGCAUCGUCGCCGAGCGGGAGAAAGUCUAUCUUUUCUUGGUCGCCGUGUUUGUUGCUUGCGCAGAGAGGAAGAGGCACGAAAGGCCGCCGAGGCGCUAUCGGAAGAGAACAUCGUCCCAUAUAAGAUCGCCCUUGCAGACUUAUCGCCGGUCUUCCCAGAACAGAUCUUAAAGGAGGAGACAGUGAUCGAGCGGUACGAAGAAGACAAGACCGUCGUCGAGCCGUUGUCCGCCGAAGACGAGAUCAGGCAGGAGGAGGAGAAGCUCGUAGAGGAGAAACCGGUGGACGUCGACAGCGAGAACGUGCCCAACAAAAAUCUUACAGAUGACGAGAUCGCUCAGCUGAUCCUCGAGGAGGAGGAGCUCUUGUCCGAUAAAGGAUUACUGGGAGUGAACUUCAAGAAAUUGCGGCCGCGAGCUCCGAUUUUGAAAGGUUCCAAGGUUCUGGAGGAGCUGCAACAUAUCGCGACAGUCGAGCCCGAGAGAGUACAGGAGUUGAAACGUACCUCUACCUUCCUGCAAAAGCCAGUGCGACCAGUGCCAAAAUCAAAGAACGAGCAAAAGGUGGAAGAGGACGAGGGCGAGAGUUACAAGGUCGUCAUCAAGAAACAGGACAAGAAGACGGUGAUCGCGCGUCUCGUGGAGAAGGGUCUACUGCCGCCAGGAUCAGAGACGACCAUCGCGAGGACACCGGAACCGCCGGAAGUGUCCGAGACAACGACCUCAGCUGCAACACCAGACUUCACAUGUAAGUCAGAUCAGGAGGGAAAACCUGAUUCACGUCCUGUAUCAAAAGCAGAGGAAAGAGAGGCGAACGAAGUCGACGAAAUUAAAACGGAAGAAAAACCCGAAUCCCAGGAAGAAGAUCAUCGUUUCGAAUCUCGUGCGACGGAAUCCACGCGGGACGAGGCGGUAGCGGCUGAGGAGGAUUCGAGUGUCGUCUCCACGGCCGACCCGGCGGUGGCAAAAGUCAACAACGAGAAGAUCAAGGAAUUGGUGUCCACGGAAAUCAAUCUCGAGCAACAGCUGGAGAACGUGCAGCGGCAGUUGCUCGCCCUGAAGCAGCUACCGAGCGAGAUCGAGAAUCACCUGAGAAUCGUGUCCGAGCAACUGCACAAGAUCAUGGAGCUUAGCGGCGUGCAGCGGUCCCUUGGCAACGGAAACGGAAGCGCCCACUGCGGGCUGUCAGAAAAGAAUGUUACAUCGCAGCGAAGAGACGAGGAGGAACUGAAAGAGCAGGUAGAGGAUACUGAUGAAGAGGAUGAGGAGUUUACGGAGACUUAUGAUUACAUCGAGGAGAUUGCGUGUUUAGAGCGAAAGACGUCAUCGAGGUCAACGCCGCAAGUGAUCGAGCCCAGUGAUGACGAGGGGGAAAUGGAGGAAGAGGAAGCGGAAAUGAAGGAACUGGACGGUAUGAUUUCUGUGAAGAGCGCGGAGGAGGAAGGAAAUAGAGUGAAGAAAUUCAUCGUCUCUUAUGAAACUAAGCUUCUGAAAUCACCAAGUCCGGCACCAUCGCAUGGAAGUUUCGAACCAGAUCCUAAACUGUCACCAAAAGAUCAAGUUAUACAAGAACUGCAGCAAAGAGUGCACAAGAGAGGCAGAAAACAUUCGCAGGACCUGUGGCCCCAGGCUAAACAACUUGAACUUACGCAGGGUCGCAGAUGGAGAUGCCCGAAUGAUUUCUUCAAUGAUGAGAUGAUCGCGGAGGUGUUAUCCUCUCAGGCGGAGGUCAUUCGCGGUAAAGCAAUGGGAGUGAACUUUAAGAAGUAUGAGAAGACAAAUUUACCAAACUAUGACUACCUAAUGAAUUCGAGCGUUUAUAAGAUGAUUCAUAAAAUGGAGCGAGAACCGAAAAGAGGCAUCCCUGCCAGACCCGCUAAAGUCAAUGCGGCGAAAGAUAUAAUCGAAAGAGUUAAAUCACCGGCGUUGAGUGUUGUAGACGACAGAAGUCCUCGGAGCGUCAGCCAUUAAUGCAACAACGAUGAUAAAUGAUAAAUGAUCAGGACGUUAUGUUAUAGUUUAUACGCGAGAUAUCUAUGUAUUUGAAGGACAUGUUGAAUAUAUGUAUGAAUACUUCGAGGAAAUCGCUAGAAAUUACCAGGAAUGUAAUUAUCUGACACAUUAAUCGCGUCUAAAGAAUGUUAUCGUACUAUCAUCAAGAUAUAACGUGGUUGUAAUAAUUCUAAACACGAGUGUAUGCACGUAUGUUCGUAUUUAAAUCGUUUCGAGAAUGAUUUUCUCCAUCAGCACACUACAUGUACGAGUAAAGAGAUCAGCCUCUUUCCAUAAAUUUACACAUUCGGAACAAUUAACAAAUAUGUAACCACGCAAAAUUAUUUCAAAAAGUAAUACUCAAUCAAUUUGCGCCUUUUCAAAUGCAACUAUCUUCAUACAUUUUUCUAUAGUUGUAUGUAAAUUGCGAAAGAUCAUCAAGAAAUCUUGUAUCAUCCCAGAAUAAUCAUUAUUAUCCUUAAAAUG